Molecule: messenger RNA, 845 nt
Organism: Brassica oleracea var. oleracea
Lineage: Eukaryota; Viridiplantae; Streptophyta; Magnoliopsida; Brassicales; Brassicaceae
Product: coiled-coil domain-containing protein 115-like
Exons: 6
Coding region: 76-711 (211 amino acids)
Biological process (GO): vacuolar proton-transporting V-type ATPase complex assembly
Cellular component (GO): extrinsic component of endoplasmic reticulum membrane
Source: RefSeq, a predicted model, not a curated record
UCCUCUCUCUCUCUCUCUCUGAGCGCUCUGGAUCGAUUGGAUCAUCCAUUCGUGUUUGUUGGAAGCUAAAUCGAGAUGGCGGGAGCUGAAGAGAUUGAGAUUUGCGAAGAAGGAGAGGAAUCCAUUGAAGCAGAAGCUAAAACUGAGCGAGGAGAUGAGAAGGUGUUGCAGUUCUUGGAUUCGUUGGAUGGGUAUCUAACGCUUAUGGAUUCUCUCAAUUCAAAGCUUCGAGAGGGAUGGUUUGAUCUAGCUAGUGCUCGACACUCUAUGGGAACUUUACGUAUCAACACCACUCUCUUGGACCUCAAGGAUCAUUCCGCUUCUUCCACAUUGCAAGUCACAGACCAAGAGGUUGAUGAAUCUUUGGGAUCGGUACCUCGUUUUGCUUUGUCCAAGUGGGCUUCUAAGGGCGGUAGUGGGAAAGGCAAAGACUUCUCUACUGUUGCAGAUUCGGAGAUGGGCUCUCCUCGUAGCCCACAGCUACGGCAUCGAGGCGUUUCUGAAGAGAAACCAUCAGCCAAGGGUGAGACCGUGUUAGCAGCUGAGAUUAAGAAAGAACGAGCCAAGUCUCUGUCGGUAUUCGGAGGUCUAGUCUCGCCUAAGCUGCGUGGUGCUCAACUUUCAUUUGAGACAGCUCUUGAAACUCUUGUUGAAAUAGCCAACACACGAGCAGCCAUGCUAACUGCCUUUGAGCGGAUCACAAAGAAGUAAAAGACAGAAUGUGCCAAUGCGUUACCUCAAUUUUCAGUUUGUAACUACCACAUUCUGUGUAUCUUUUUUUUAUCAGAAUUGCUUACCGACAUUGAGAUAAAGAAAUAUCAAAUAAUAUACAACAUUUUGGAGCA